This is a messenger RNA of Eurytemora carolleeae, 1556 nucleotides long. RefSeq lists its product as uncharacterized. The transcript has 8 exons. Lineage: Eukaryota; Metazoa; Arthropoda; Copepoda; Calanoida; Temoridae. The record is from RefSeq and is a predicted model, not a curated record. The coding region runs from base 667 to 1467 and encodes 266 amino acids.
UCAUUUUUUAAACGUUUUUUCCACUUUACAUACUAUAAAAUGUCCCAAAAUGGUUUUUAAAAAGGAAAAUGUGCUAAAAUCCAAGUUACCUUUAGUCAAGGUAUAGUUUGGCUAAAGGUACUAUGGUACCACUCAUAUUUAAAGCUUAUCAAGGAAUAAAGUUACAUCUUUUUGUGAUCACUCAUCUCAGAGAUCAUCCUUUCUGUGAUCACUCAUGUCAGAGAUCAUCCUUUCUAAAAGAUCAUUUUAAUACUUUCCCAGAUUUAACAUCAAUGUUGUCCUGAAUGGAUAAGUUGACUUUUUGCAACUUUUAAAGGGAGUGUCUGGCUAGACAAAGUAUUAUGACCUUGAAGUGCAGUUAUGGAGAGACAUUUUUAGAUUUCAUUACAGACCUAUAAGACAUACUGUGCAAAAGAGCGUGAAAUCGAUCAUUAAAAUUCGCUUGGCGGUAGCUUCAAGGCAGGUAUUUAAAGUCUCAAAUGAAUUUAUUAAAAAAUCUAUACAUUACUGCACUCUCAACUCAACAACCAUGUAAAGCCAGACACUCCCUUUAAAUCCCCUUUUACUAGGUUCAUCUCAAUGGAAAAAACAAAUGUUUUUUUACUGUUUUACUAAAAGCUUAAAGUUCGUAACACAGAAGUUUUCGGUUCUGAGGACAGAGAUUUGAUGUUGAGCAGAACUUCAAAUACUCCUAAUUUCAGGCUUGGCAAACUAGAAUAUAAGAAGACAUUAUCUUUAUCUAUCUACUCCUCAAACAGUAAGGGAAGAAGUGAGGAGGUACGUUUACCAGAUCUAAAAUCUGAUUUUCUCCUGGAGAAUGGACCGAUCACGAGAGCUGCAAAAAAUACUGAAAUCAAGGGAGAAGAGGAUGAAGAUGAGAGUGUUGGAGAAGUGAGACAGGAGAACCUCAUGAGUAUAGUGCUUGGUGUAUCCGCUGCCCUUGUCAUUAUCCUCCUAGUAAUACUUAUCACCAUGUCCAUUCGGUGUGGGAGAGAUAGCAACAGAAACUGGGGAGCCAGAGAUUCUGGUGGUUCAACCUCUCCUGACUACCUGGUAAAUGCAGAUCCAGAUGGUGAAUUCCAGUGCCAUGGCACUAGGUCAAUAUCUACAGGCUCCAUUACAUCAGUCUCACCACACCCUAUUUCUGCUACAGGAUCACUGCCUCUACCAAGGAGGAAUCAUGCACCAGCCCUCCUCACUUUACAGUCCCUUCCGCCCCCACCUCCACCACCCUCAGGGAAAAUUGAUCCAGCCCUGUUGAAUGAUGAUCAGUGUACAGACCUAUCCCCUCCCCCGGAGUGGGCCAGCACUCUUCUCCCCCCACCAGACUCAUUCUUUACCCUACCAAGAAAAGGAGAAAAGCUGCACAACCGGAGUGUAAGGUUUGAGAAACAGGUUCACAGCAGAUCAAUAACAAGCCUGGAUAAUAUUCAUAAAUCAAAUUCUCACGUUGAAAGCAUUGUUUGAAAAAUGAUGAAUAGACAGGAAAUGGAGAAAAGUUGUAUGCAGCAAAAUUCUGAAUGUAUAUCUAUAUCUACGUGUGUGGACUGAAGUUU